Messenger RNA from Chrysochloris asiatica (Cape golden mole), 1758 nucleotides. It is a transcript of the gene ACCSL, whose product is annotated as 1-aminocyclopropane-1-carboxylate synthase homolog (Arabidopsis)(non-functional)-like. NCBI's taxonomy places the organism in Eukaryota, Metazoa, Chordata, Mammalia, Afrosoricida, Chrysochloridae. Gene Ontology annotation, molecular function: transaminase activity; pyridoxal phosphate binding. Gene Ontology annotation, biological process: biosynthetic process; amino acid metabolic process. The transcript is spliced from 14 exons. Bases 1 to 1758 code for a protein of 585 amino acids. The record is from RefSeq and is a predicted model, not a curated record.
AUGGCUGAAUCAAACACCCAAGAUACUAGUUGCCAGGAAGGUAUCCUCUCCAGGCCCAGCGGACAGAUAAGUGGUCAAAGCCUCACAGUCAAAAACAACUACUGCCAGCUGUUGGAAAUAUUGCGGCAUUUACAGCAGACCAUGGAGGAGAACUUCCUGCAGCUGACGAGGCACAGGCAGCAGGAUCUGGUGCUGGAAGAGCAGAGACUUGACCUGGAGCAGCAGUGUGUUCAAGCUAUUCAGGAGCAGAAAGUCCUUGUGGACAAUUUAAUGGGUCAGCUGGCCGACAUCCUGCAGUCUGGGUCCUGGAGUGACCUAGGGUUGCAAUUGGCUCCACCUUCCGUGGACAGUAGUAGUAAUGACGAUGGUGGGCAGGGAGAUCAAUCACCCAGGCAACCUAACCAGCUACUUCCCCUGUCAAGCGAGUCCCAAACUACAUUUUCCAUCCAUGACCUCUCCAAUCGUGGGAAAGAUAUGUCUGACUUAUAUCACUUCAGCUUCAAACACUACAACGCCUACCAAGCAGACAAAUACCACAAGACUUUGAACACCUUGGGCUUCAUUAACCUCUGUACCAGUGAAAACAAGCUUUGCACCGACUUGAUGAUGGCAAGGUUGAGUAAGAGUGACAUGAACUACAUUGAGGAGGCCCUACUGCAAUACCCUGACUGGAGAGGACAACCAUUCUUACGGGAAGAAGUGGCCAGGUUUCUGACCUAUUACUGCAAGACACCUGCUCCCCUUGAUCCAGAAAAUGUGGUGGUUCUAAAUGGCUGUGGCUCUAUCUUCUCAGCACUGGCCAUGGUUCUGUGUGAUGUAGGGGAGGUCUUCCUGAUCCCCACACCCUUCUACGGUGGUCUCAUCUUCAGCUCCCACAUUUAUGCGAAAGUUGAACUGUUCUUCAUCUACCUGGACAGUGAGAUCACUGAGGAGAACACCCAACCUUUCCAGCUCACUGUGGACAAGUUGGAGCAAGGUCUGCAUGAAGCCAGGCUUAAGGGGAAAAAGGUCAGAGGUCUCGUGCUAAUCAACCCUCAGAAUCCUCUGGGUGACAUCUACUCCCGAGACUCAUUGAAGGAAUAUCUGGAAUUUGCCAAGAGGCAUAAGCUACAUGUGAUUAUAGAUGAGCUUUACAUGCUGUCUGUGUUUGGUUACAACGUCACAUUCCACAGUGUCCUGAGCUUGGAAAGCUUGCCUGACCCCAAUAGGACCCAUGUGAUCUGGGGUACCAGUAAGGAUUUUGGCAUCUCUGGCUUCCGCUUUGGCACUCUGUACACCCACAGCAAGGAAGUGGCCGCUGCCAUGAGUGCGUUUGGCUAUUUCCACAGCCUCUCUGGCAUCACCCAGUACAAGCUAUCCAGGCUGCUUCAGGACCGAGGUUGGAUUGACAAUGUAUACCUGUUUGCUUAUCACUCACGGCUCCAGGAAGCUCACAAGUAUGUCACAGACAAGCUGACAAGUUUGGAAAUCCCCUUUCUCAAUCGUAACUCUGGCCUCUACAUCUGGAUGAACUUGAAAAAAUACCUGCACUCAUGUACGUUUGAAGAAGAGCAAGCCCUUCAUCGUCGCUUCGUGGAUAACAAGGUGCUGGUGUCCUGUGGCAAGUCCUACAUGUGUAAGGAACCAGGCUGGUUCCGCCUUGUCUUUGCAGAUAAACCCUACAGGCUGAAACAGGGCAUGCAUCGGUUCUGUGAAACACUACAAGAACAGAAGGAGGAUUUGGUCUUAGAUUUACUCGAUGAUGUUUUGAAGGAAUAG